Molecule: messenger RNA, 1132 nt
Organism: Trichogramma pretiosum
Lineage: Eukaryota; Metazoa; Arthropoda; Insecta; Hymenoptera; Trichogrammatidae
Gene: Nubp1
Product: cytosolic Fe-S cluster assembly factor NUBP1 homolog
Exons: 7
Coding region: 42-1037 (331 amino acids)
Biological process (GO): iron-sulfur cluster assembly
Cellular component (GO): cytosol
Molecular function (GO): ATP-dependent FeS chaperone activity; 4 iron, 4 sulfur cluster binding; ATP binding
Source: RefSeq, a predicted model, not a curated record
AAAACAAAAGAUCAAGCAGACUGAUAAGUUCAAAAAUUUAAAUGGCUGUCGAUACGCCGUGCAGACGAUUUUUAAUCGCAAGUAGUUUCAACAUGGCUGACAAACCGCAAGAAGCUCCCGAACAUUGCCCAGGAACACAGAGUCAAGAUGCUGGCAAAGCAUCAGCAUGUGCUGGUUGUCCAAAUCAAAACAUUUGCUCGUCAGGAGCAACUAAACUACCUGACCCUGGAAUUGCAUUAGUCAAGGAAAGGUUGUCAUCUGUCAAAAAUAAAGUAUUAAUUCUAUCGGGCAAAGGUGGUGUAGGAAAAAGUACAGUGACUUCUCUUAUUUCAAGAGGUCUUGCUGCUGAAAAUAUUAAUAGAAAUGUAGCUGUUUUAGACAUUGAUAUUUGUGGCCCAUCACAACCAAGAGUCCUUGGAGCUCUUGGUGAACAAGUACAUCAAAGUGCCUCAGGAUGGUCACCAGUUUUUGUAGAAGAAAAUCUGUCCCUAAUGUCAAUAGGAUUUUUAUUAAAUGAUGUCAAUGAUGCUGUUAUAUGGAGAGGUCCAAAAAAGAAUGGCAUGAUUAGACAAUUUUUAUCAGAAGUUGAUUGGGGAACAUUAGAUUAUCUAAUUCUGGAUACCCCACCUGGAACUUCUGAUGAACAUCUAUCUGCUACAACGUAUUUAAAAGAAGCUGGAAUCACUGGAGCAAUUAUAGUUACAACACCUCAAGAAGUUGCGCUGUUAGACGUAAGGAAGGAAAUAGACUUUUGCAGAAAAGUGAAAAUUCCUAUUUUAGGCGUCGUUGAAAAUAUGAGUUCUUUUGUUUGCCCAAAAUGCAAGAACUCUGCAGAAAUAUUCCCAGCACUAACUGGAGGAGCUAAAAAAAUGUCUGAGGAAUUGAAUGUGGAAUUUUUAGGAUCUUUACCUUUGGAUCCUUAUUUAGCUAGAUGCUGCGAUGAAGGAAAAAAUAUUUUGGAAGAAUUUCCAGAAUCUCCCACAGUGAAAGCUUUACAUUCCCUUGUUAACAAAAUCAUAGAAAAAUGUGAUGGGUGAUGAUAUUAACAUCAAAGGAAUAUUUUUAUGUGUUUCAAUGUAAUAAAUAUGUUUUAUAUGGAACUAUUUUUUUUUAGUAACCGUUGUAAAUAAAU